Messenger RNA from Rhopalosiphum maidis (corn leaf aphid), 1416 nucleotides. It is a transcript of the gene Fdh, whose product is annotated as alcohol dehydrogenase class-3. Gene Ontology annotation, cellular component: cytosol. Bases 185 to 1318 code for a protein of 377 amino acids. Gene Ontology annotation, biological process: formaldehyde catabolic process. The transcript is spliced from 8 exons. The record is from RefSeq and is a predicted model, not a curated record. Lineage: Eukaryota; Metazoa; Arthropoda; Insecta; Hemiptera; Aphididae. Gene Ontology annotation, molecular function: zinc ion binding; S-(hydroxymethyl)glutathione dehydrogenase [NAD(P)+] activity.
AUUUUGAUAAGAGUUAAAUAAUUGAUGGCUGAUGCAAGCUAAUAGAAAUUUAUUUUAUAUUAUUUAAGACCUGUGGCCUUGUCACUUUAUGUUUGUAUAACAAUUUUUGUUAGUUAUAUAAGUCUGUACAUUCUUGAAAUUAGUGUCCAAGUACUCUUGCGGCUUCAGAAAUUAUUCAAAUACUAUGGCAGAUACUGUGGGAAAGGUAAUUAAAUGUAAGGCAGCCGUUGCUUGGGAGGCAAAGAAACCUUUAACAAUUGAAGAUAUUGAAGUAGCGCCACCAAAGGAGAAUGAGGUAAGAGUAAAAAUACUUGCCACAGCUAUAUGUCAUACUGACGCAUAUACCAUGGAUGGUAAUGAUCCAGAAGGAAAUUUUCCUUGUAUUUUGGGUCAUGAAGGAGCAGGAAUUGUUGAAAGUGUUGGUCCAAAUGUUGAAGAAUUCCAACCAGGGGAUCAUGUUAUUCCUUUAUACAUUCCGCAGUGUGGUGAAUGUAAAUUUUGUUUGUCUCCAAAAACAAAUGUAUGUAGUAAAAUUAGACUUACCCAAGGUCAAGGUAAAAUGCCGGAUAAUACUUCUCGUUUUACUUGUAAGGGACAAUUUCUGUACCAUUUUAUGGGAUGUUCAACGUUUAGUGAAUAUACUGUGGUAGCAGAUAUUUCAUUAUGCAAGGUAGAUUCUGUUGCAUCUUUUGAUAAAAUUUGUCUCUUGGGAUGUGGUGUUUCAACUGGAUUUGGUGCAGCUCUUAACACUGCAAAAGUCGAACCAGACUCAACAUGUGCCAUUUUUGGCUUAGGAGCUGUAGGUUUAGCAGUCAUUAUGGGUUGUAAAGCUGCUGGUGCAAAGAAAAUCAUUGGCGUAGAUAUAAAUGAGAGCAAAUUUGAAUUAGCUAAAUUAUUUGGUGCUACUGAUUUUGUAAAUCCGUUGAAGUAUGAAAAACCUAUACAAGAUGUUCUUAUUGGAAUGACUGAUGGUGGACUUGACUAUACAUUUGAAUGUAUCGGAAACGUCAAAACAAUGAGAGCUGCAUUAGAAGCUUGUCAUAAAGGUUGGGGUGUAUCAGUAAUUAUUGGAGUGGCUGCUGCCGGUCAAGAAAUUUCUACGAGACCUUUUCAACUUGUUACUGGGCGUACAUGGAAAGGAACUGCAUUUGGAGGAUGGAAAAGUAAAGAGAGUAUUCCUGAAUUAGUUUUGAAAUAUUUGGAUAACAAGCUCAUGUUAGACGAGUUCAUAAGUCAUAAACUCCCAUUUGCAUCUAUUAAUGAAGGAUUUGAAUUACUGCACUCAGGAAAAAGUAUUCGUACAGUUCUUGAGUUUUAGUACAGACUACAAAAUACAGUAAAGUAAAAUAAUAUAAAAUUUGUAUUCAAAUAAACAUUAUAAUUAUAAAAUAAAUAAUUAGUUAUAUUUACAAUUAA